AUGGACGGGCACUGUGUCGAAGCGCAGGACUUCCUUCGGCUCGUCUUUGGGACUGAGUUGGUGGACGGUGAACGGUGUGAGCAGGCGCUCACCGGAGAGUUGGACGCGCUCAAGUCGACGUUGUCCAAGGUUCCAGCACGCAAGGCAACGAUCUGUCGUGUUGUUGUUGACGCUGUCAACAGCAUGUUUCAGAAACUGAAUCUGCCUUUCUUCAUGGCGAUUACUGGGGAUAACCCAGAGAGCGCUACGAACAACCUGACCCCUGACCUGAUGUUGUAUCGCACGUCCCAGCCAGGCAAGGCUGAUCCCAGCGCGUUCUAUUAUCCAGGCAGGAACAACUCUGCGGGACGUUGUCGCGCGGCCUGGGCCGCUGCGGUUGCCACACUCUAAGUCAACGUCGAUCCCGCGUGGGCCCCUUUCAACUUUGACGACAAGCCCUUCGCUGUGAAAUUCGAGCACGACUUUCCACCUCAGUUGAUGGACGA
This is a messenger RNA of Phanerochaete carnosa HHB-10118-sp, 485 nucleotides long. RefSeq lists its product as uncharacterized. The coding region runs from base 1 to 390 and encodes 129 amino acids. Lineage: Eukaryota; Fungi; Basidiomycota; Agaricomycetes; Polyporales; Phanerochaetaceae. The transcript is spliced from 2 exons. The record is from RefSeq and is a predicted model, not a curated record.